Messenger RNA from Miscanthus lutarioriparius, 426 nucleotides. The record is from the annotation of a GenBank genome assembly. NCBI's taxonomy places the organism in Eukaryota, Viridiplantae, Streptophyta, Magnoliopsida, Poales, Poaceae.
AUGUUUCAGCAUGCCCUUCAGGCGGCGGUGCUGUUAUGUUCUGCUUCUAUGGUGAGCGCCUCCCCAACCAGCGCAAGUUCAACUUCCCGGCCGUGGCAGCGUCCUAUCAUCCUUGAACACCUCCGCAUCCACCUCACAAUGCCCAAUCGCUGCGGACUACGACCGAAGGUGUGGCUUCCUUGCACCGCUCGUGUUCCCUACACUACCAACAGCGCUAUCGCCGCUACUGAUGGUGGUGCUGCUGCCACCGCCGGCGCUGAAGCAACCACCAUAACUGAUUACCAUCAUGGUAACACCGAGAAGAACAUGGAUGGAGACUUCAUGGCCACUACUAAGUGUGUGAUCUCCUGCAACCCAAAUGAUUUGUGUUGGAUACGGGACCAGAGCCCUCCUCUAUUUUGCACUCCACACUCAGAAUCCCAUUGA